CCUCAACGUCCACGAUGACAAGUACCCUCCCACCUCUAGUCCAAGCGGUCGCAGGCUCGAUAGGAAGUGCAUCUGCUAACGCUAUCAUUUAUCCUGUCGAUCUUGCAACAUCAAGACUCCAGCUACAAUCGCAAUCCCUCGGACUUGACAACAAACGAAGACCUGCAGGAAUCCAGGGAGGCUUCUACAUUCUCUAUGCUGCUGCUAGAAAGUACGGCCUAUCUGCGUUGUAUGACGGACUUCUGACGGAUACGGGAGCUACGCUGUUGUCCAAUUUUUUCUAUUUCUAUUUCUAUUCCUCUCUCCGUGGCAUCUGGCAAAAGCGCAAUCACAAAAACGACGGAGAUAGCUUGAAGAAACUCCUACCAAAACUCUCCAUCCUUGAAGAACUCUUCCUCGGUUUCCUGGCGGGGGUAGCAUCCCGAGCUAUCUCGACGCCGCUGAGUCUGAUCACUCUCCGAUUACAAACCGAAAGAAGCAAUGACUCAGACGAAGACGAAGACGGUGACAGUCAUUCUGAAUCUGGUGUUGGUUCGGUUGUGGGGAAGAUAUUCGAGGAAGACGGUUUAGCAGGCUUUUGGAAAGGCUUCAAGACCACGACCCUGUUAUGCUUGAACCCGUCGCUUACCCUUUCGUUCUUUCAAGUCUUCCGACGCGCUCUCGCGUUAUCCAAAAGAACGCCAAAAGGUAUGGCAAUCGACCCCACACCCCGACAAGCCUUCGUAGGAGGUGCCGUCUCGUCCUCGCUAGCUGUAACAAUCCUUUAUCCACUAAUCCUAGCGAAGACUCGCCUUCAAGCUCGCAAAAAGAGCCGCAGGAACGAUCGGUCGAUAUCGGCGUCACCUCCGUCGCUAGUGUCUGUGCUUCAAGAUGCAUAUGUGAGGAACGAGCUUUACCAGGGCUUAGAGAUGCAAAUAGUCAAGGGGUUCAUCAGUCAGGGUGUAACCUUCUUGAUCAAAGGAAGGAUCGAGCAACUCAUCGUCGAUGAAUAUUUGAGAAGGAGAUUAGGGAAGUAACCGGAAUCUUUAUCAUUCAUCACUGUUGUAUGAGUUAUGUACUACAUGACAUUCUUGUUUUAUAUAUGCUACUCGAUCGCGAGCGUUGUUUACGUGCAUCUAGCGCAGUCGUGUUUUUAUCCUCGGAUGAUUGUUUUACAUCGUUUCCACCAGGAAGGUGAAAUCGGCGACGCACACGCACGCACACAACACAA
Marasmius oreades (fairy-ring Marasmius) is the source of this 1210-nucleotide messenger RNA. RefSeq lists its product as uncharacterized. The coding region runs from base 15 to 1016 and encodes 333 amino acids. The record is from RefSeq and is a predicted model, not a curated record. Gene Ontology annotation, biological process: transmembrane transport. NCBI's taxonomy places the organism in Eukaryota, Fungi, Basidiomycota, Agaricomycetes, Agaricales, Marasmiaceae. The transcript has 5 exons.